This is a messenger RNA of [Torrubiella] hemipterigena, 702 nucleotides long. NCBI's taxonomy places the organism in Eukaryota, Fungi, Ascomycota, Sordariomycetes, Hypocreales, Clavicipitaceae. The record is from the annotation of a GenBank genome assembly.
AUGGCAGCCGAAUCGUUUGCAGUGGCUAGCGCCUUCGACCGUGCCAUAAGCGAACUUGAGCAACUGGAGUCUCGCCCAUAUUGUCACAGAAUUGCUACUGCUCUUCUUGUCAAAAAUUGUCAACAGCUCUUCGAUGUAGAUACUGCCAGCGAAGUCGACUCUACCUCCUCUCGGGACCUUGUUGAUGCAUAUGCGAUAAGUCUGGCCAUUUGCGAUUUGGAGCGAGGUAGAAUUCCAAUCCCCUACCAAUGUAAAAGCUUUCAGGAGACUUCACUCGCAAAACUAUCACCAAGAAAGGGCCACGGAUUACACGUCUCUUCAGAAGAAGUCAAUCAAUGCAUUCAGGCAUUCGCAGCGGACAAUAAGAUGUGGGAGACUUGGCAUAAUUAUCGUCACCGCACCGAAGUCUACUGUCAGGUUGCAGGCGCAGAUAGAGAAAAAGAUUCUACUGUCCAAUUUUACAAACACAUUGCUAGCAUCAUGGCCGAGUUCUUUGAUUCGGUUGACAAGAACCAAGACCGUCUUUCAGAGUUUCACAAACGACACCUAAACGAUGCCCACACAGCUUACGAAAAGCUCUUUUCCAACAUAGAAGACAUCCAAGACGCUAUUUCAACGCUCAGGUCCCAUAUUUCGCAGUCUAACGCUGCCGCAGAGGUACUUAUCUGGAGCAAGCUAGAUGAUUCGGAGCUGACACUAUGA